Molecule: messenger RNA, 4861 nt
Organism: Cygnus atratus (black swan)
Lineage: Eukaryota; Metazoa; Chordata; Aves; Anseriformes; Anatidae
Gene: LRRC7
Product: leucine rich repeat containing 7
Exons: 25
Coding region: 169-4404 (1411 amino acids)
Biological process (GO): neurotransmitter receptor transport postsynaptic membrane to endosome; neurotransmitter receptor transport, endosome to postsynaptic membrane
Cellular component (GO): adherens junction; postsynaptic membrane; postsynaptic density
Molecular function (GO): protein binding
Source: RefSeq, a predicted model, not a curated record
GGGCAGCCCUCGGCGGCGCCCCCGCAGGCUCCGCGCCCCCGGACCGCGGCUCGGCGGCGCGUGGAUGCGCGCUCCCGCCUGCAGCGAACUCACCACGUGAAAACUGUUGUGAAUCAAAAUGGUCACUACCUAGAAGUUACAAGAAGUUACACAGCUACAAAAAUAAACAUGCCCUGUUUGGAGAUGACAACCAAAAGAAAAAUUAUUGGCCGUUUGGUGCCAUGCCGGUGUUUUCGCGGUGAAGAGGAGAUUGUCUCAGUGUUGGAUUACUCUCACUGUGGCCUACAGCAGGUGCCAAAGGAGGUUUUUAACUUUGAACGGACGUUAGAGGAGCUUUAUCUAGAUGCCAAUCAAAUUGAAGAGCUACCCAAGCAACUGUUCAACUGUCAAGCUUUACGCAAACUGAGUAUACCUGACAAUGACCUUUCCAGUCUGCCAACCACUAUUGCUAGCUUAGUUAAUCUCAGAGAACUUGAUAUCAGUAAAAAUGGAAUUCAAGACUUUCCAGAAAAUAUUAAAUGUUGUAAGUGUUUAACAAUUAUUGAAGCCAGUGUCAAUCCAGUAUCUAAGCUGCCAGAUGGCUUUACACAACUUCUAAAUUUGACCCAGCUCUAUCUAAAUGAUGCCUUUUUGGAGUUUCUUCCUGCUAACUUUGGAAGACUUGUCAAAUUGAGAAUUUUGGAGUUAAGGGAGAAUCACUUGAAAACUCUACCAAAGUCAAUGCAUAAACUGACUCAACUGGAGAGACUUGAUCUGGGCAAUAAUGAAUUCUCUGAGCUGCCUGAGGUUCUCGAACAAAUACAAAAUCUAAAGGAAUUGUGGAUGGACAAUAAUUCUUUGCAAAUACUACCUGGGUCUAUAGGGAAGUUAAAACAGCUCGUGUACCUGGAUAUGUCAAAAAACAGGAUAGAAACUGUUGAUUUGGACAUAUCAGGAUGUGAAGGACUUGAAGAUCUCCUGUUGUCAUCAAAUAUGUUGCAGCAACUGCCAGACUCCAUAGGACUGUUGAAAAGGCUGACAACUUUAAAAGUAGAUGACAAUCAGCUUACGAUUCUGCCAAAUGCAAUCGGAAAUUUAUCUUUAUUAGAAGAAUUUGACUGCAGCUGUAAUGAGUUGGAGUCCUUACCUUCAACCAUCGGUUACCUUCACAACCUGAGGACGUUGGCUGUGGAUGAGAAUUUCCUUCCUGAACUGCCCAGAGAAAUUGGAAGCUGUAAAAACGUAACAGUGAUGUCUCUGCGCUCUAACAAGCUGGAAUUUCUUCCUGAUGAAAUAGGUCAGAUGCAGAAGCUGAGAGUGUUAAAUCUGAGUGAUAACAGACUGAAGAACUUACCAUUCACUUUUACUAAACUUAAAGAACUUGCAGCUUUGUGGCUUUCUGACAACCAGUCCAAGGCUCUCAUUCCACUGCAAACGGAGGCUCACCCAGAAACAAAGCAGAGAGUGCUGACUAACUACAUGUUUCCCCAGCAACCCCGCAGUGAUGAAGAUUUCCAGUCAGACAGUGAUAGUUUUAAUCCUACUUUAUGGGAGGAGCAGAGACAGCAACGUAUGACUGUUGCCUUUGAAUUUGAAGACAAAAAGGAAGAGGAGGAAAAUGCAGGGAAAGUUAAGGUUGAAAUAAAUCUAAAACGUUAUCCCACUCCAUACCCGGAGGAUUUAAAGAAUAUGGUAAAAUCAGUUCAAAAUCUGGUGGGCAAAACAAGCCAUGGAGUACGGCCUGAGAACACAGCACCAACUGCGAACAGUGAACAAACUGUGAAAGAAAAGUAUGAGCACAAGUGGCCCAUGGCACCAAAGGAGAUUUCAGUGGAGGAUGCCUUUGGACAUCCUGCCAGUGAGAUGAGGAUAGGUGAACUUCGUCCUUCCAUACCAGAGACUCCGUUGUACCCACCCAAGCUUGUUCUUCUGGGUAAAGAGAAGAAAGAGUCGACAGAUGAGUCUGAAGCAGAUAAGAUCCAUUGUCUGAAUAACAGCGUUUCCUCAGGCACUUACUCAGACUAUUCCCCUUCCCAGGCUUCCUCAGGGUCCUCCAAUGCGCAUGUUAAAAUGGGGUCCUUGCAGACAACAGCUAAAGACGCAGUGAAUAACUCUUUGUGGGGAAACAGCAGGCUGGCGCAGUCAUUUCCACAGCCCCUUGAAACAAAGCCAUUACUGAGCCAGCGGGAAUCUGCUCCGGCAGGAAACCUGCCACAGCGCAACGACAGGCGUCCCCUGAGCGACACCUUCACCGACAGCUGGAAUGAUAGCUCGCACUACGAUAACACUGGCUUCGUUGCAGAGGAGAGCACGGUGGAGAACCCUAGCGCUAACCCUCUCCUAAGCACGAAAUCUAGAAGCACAUCUGCGCAUGGGCGCAGGCCGUUAAUUAGACAAGACAGGAUAGUUGGCAUUCCUCUGGAGCUGGAGCAGCCGACGCUCAGAAACACACACGAAUCUGAAGUGCCUCCUCCCAAUCCUUGGCAAAAUUGGACCAGAACCCCUAGUCCUUUUGAAGACAGGACAGCUUUUCCUUCCAAACUGGAAAACACCCCCACCACCAGCCCUUUGCCUGAGCGGAAAGAUCAUAUCAAAGAGUCUCCUGAAUUAUCUAGCACUUUCACUCCAGGAAUAGCAUGGGAAUAUCACGAUUCAAAUGCUAACAGAAGUCUCACAAAUGUCUUUUCACAUAUACACUGUCGCCCAGACCCUUCUAAAAGUGUUAUUUCGAUCAGCAAGAGCACAGAAAGGCUGUCUCCAAUGAUGAGGGAUUUAAAAACUAACAAAUUUAAGAAGUCACAGAGUAUCGAUGAGAUAGACAUUGGAACAUACAAAGUUUAUAAUAUACCUUUAGAAAACUAUGCAUCUGGUAAUGAUACUGUAGGAGCCCACGAGAGGGUGGACAAGCUCCUGGGCCCGGAGCAUGGCAUGCUGAGCAUGUCCCGCAGCCAGUCGGUCCCCAUGCUGGAUGACGAGCUGCUGACCUACGGCAGCGUCAAGGUGCAGCCACAGCAGAAGUCGUCCGUGACAAAGAAGGUCUACCAGUUUGACCAAAGCUUCAACCCGCAGGGAGCAGUGGAGGUCACAGCCGAAAAGAGGUUACCACCACCUUUCCAGCUCAACCCUGAGUACAUUCCCCAGCAGAGUAAAAACCUGCCCCAGGAGCUGGUCAGCCCGAGGGCCUACCGCGGCUACCCCCCUGUGGAGCACAUGUUCUCCUUCUCCCAGCCAUCGGUCAACGAGGAGGCCGUCAGUGCCCCCUUCGUGAGCCAGGGCUCUCGGCCAGGCUUCUUGAGGAGAGCAGAUUCGUUGGCCAGUUCCACUGAGAUGUCUAUGUUCAGGAGGGUCAGUGAGCCCCAUGAGCUGCCCCCAGGCGAUAGGUAUGGCAGGCCUCCGUACCGAGGAGCUGUGGAGCGCCAAAGCAGCAUCUCGGUCUCCGAGUCUCAGUUCCUCAAGAGGAAUGGCAGGUACGAAGACGAGCAUCCUUCCUACCAAGAAGUGAAAGCCCAGACUGGCAGCUUUCCAGUUAAAAACCUUACACAAAGGAGGCCGUUGUCUGCAAGAAGCUACAGUACAGAGAGUUAUGGUACCUCUCAAACCAGGCCAGUUUCAGCGAGGCCUACAAUGGCAGCUCUGCUGGAAAAGAUACCAUCAGACUAUAACUUGGGUAACUAUGGCGACAAGCCUUCCGAUAACAGUGAUAUAAAGACAAGGCCUACCCCUGUGAAGGGAAAUGAGAGCUGUGCUAAAAUGCCUGCUGACUGGAGACAACAGCUACUUAGACAUAUAGAAGCUAGAAGGUUAGACAGGACCCCGUCGCAGCAGAGCAGCAUCCUGGACAACGGGCAGGAUGAGGUGCCUGUGAGUGGCCAGUGGAACCCCUACCCGCUGGGGCGGCGGGACGUGCCCCCCGACACCGUCACCAAGAAGGCAGGUAGCCAUAUCCAGACCUUAAUGGGAUCACAAAGCCUGCAGCACCGGAGCCGCGAGCAGCAGUACGAAGGAAACAUGAACAAGGUGACCAUCCAGCAGUUUCAGCCACCACUGCCUAUCCAGAUCCCCUCCUCGCAGAGCUCUCGAGCACCUCAGACGGGGCGGUGUCUCAUCCAGACCAAGGGGCAGAGAAGUACGGACGCCUAUCAGGAGCAGUUUUGUGUGAGAAUAGAGAAGAAUCCUGGCCUUGGUUUUAGUAUCAGUGGUGGAAUAAGUGGACAAGGCAAUCCAUUCAAACCUUCUGAUAAGGGUAUCUUUGUUACUAGGGUUCAGCCUGACGGACCAGCAUCCAGCCUGCUCCAGCCUGGCGACAAGAUCCUCCAGGCAAAUGGACACAGUUUUGUACAUAUGGAACAUGAGAAAGCUGUAUUACUACUGAAGAGUUUCCAGAAUACAGUAGACCUAGUUAUUCAACGUGAGCUUACUGUCUAAAUAUUUUUUUAUAAAUAGUAAAUAUGCCUAGCCAGAUCUAAUGUUCAAACAGAUUUAUACAUAGGAAACAAAUUUUUGCCAAUUGCUGGACCAAUGGCAAACAGUAGUGCCAAAUGUAUAAUACUCUAUGUUAGUACCGAUCAUCUUGAAAAAAAUAUAUUAACUAUAUAAAUAUAUUGUUCAUGUGGCUAUGUAUUAGUUUUAAUUGUCAGCCUCUGGCUGUGCAUUGGUGCGUUUUUUUAAUCAAGUUACUUCUUAAAGUCAAUUUCAUAUGAUUUCAAAACACAGAAGCACAUACAAAUUCUUUAGGAAUUCUGCUGUCCAUCAGAAACACUGCCUCAAAGUUGUAUAUGCCUUUAUAAAGAUAAAAUAUAUUAACCUGUACUUCCCAUGAAAUAUUUCUAUCAUGUCACGUACAAAAAUAUAGAGAAAAAAUAUUUUCAUAAACACCUCAAAG